Fusarium tjaetaba is the source of this 1956-nucleotide messenger RNA. RefSeq lists its product as uncharacterized. The transcript has 2 exons. Lineage: Eukaryota; Fungi; Ascomycota; Sordariomycetes; Hypocreales; Nectriaceae. Bases 1 to 1956 code for a protein of 651 amino acids. The record is from RefSeq and is a predicted model, not a curated record.
AUGAUGCUUGAUGUAUUGAAGCAACAUCCACAUCUCCUUCCAGCAACCCAGUUUGGUAACAAGACAACAACCGAGGCCCUGCAGUAUCUCUUCCGUAUCAUCUAUACCACUUGGUGCUCCAACAGCGAUGACGUUGUUACGAUUCUCGGUCUGGAUAUGAGCAGUGCCUACGAUAACGUCUAUCGCCAGAAGCUUUUGCAAACCUUGUACGACAAAGGCUUCCCCAGAUGGUUCGUUGACAUCAUCCGGCUUGUGCUUUCACUACGAGAUGCCACUCUGCGUUUGCCCGGCAUCGUCUCCAAGACGUUUGGGCUGAACACAGGAAUCCCUCAAGGCUCGCCCCUUUCUACCAUCCUCUUCUACUUCUUUGUUUGUCCUCUCGUGGAACAAACAUUCCCUCCCCGACUCAUCUACGUUGACGGCAAGAAGGAGACCGUCCGCCUAUACCAAUUCUCUUUUGUGGAUGACGUCUACUACAUCGCCAUGUUGCCAAUCGCCAAGGAGCUUUUCAUCAGCUUUGGUUCUCACAAGUACCACGUCAUGCACAUGAGACUACCAACCGUUCGACAGCCGACUCACAACCAAGUGAGGCCCGUGAUCGAAGGUUUCGUCGAGAAGGUCCAGGAGAAGAUGACAAUCUUGGGUGUCAUAGUGGACUCUCAGAUGACCUUUGACCUUCAUGUCACCGAGAUCGUCAGGAAGUGCAGACAGAGACUGGGUUACAUGAAACGGAUCUCGGGGAGCACAUGGGGCUCUGACAUGUAUGCAAUCCGUCAAUAUUACUUGACGCUGAUUCGUCCUGUCAUCACCUACGCUUGUGGAGCUUGGUUCAUCAAGCAGCGUGAGGGCGUGAGCACACCUCUGCACUUUGGCCUCAACAACAAGUUGAUUCUCCGCCUUCAGUCCUUGCAGUCUGAAUGCCUUCGCUUCGUCUCGGGCGCUUUUGGUUGCGUUGCUGGUACCUUGGUUGAGAAGGAGUUGUUCAUCGAGAACAUGUGGACUAUUCUGCACUCACAGGCGACUUUACAACGAGCAAUGAGCUUUACUUCCCACGAUUCGCGAUGGAGGUCCCUGUCUUGCGGGGAUGGUGCCUCAAAAGCUAGGAUCGGGAACCCAAUCAUACUCCUGGAGGAAGAGGCAGGAGAAAUGCUGAAAGGUGCCGUCGAGUAUCAGGCGCUGCUGGCUCAGGACUCGGAUGAUCCUUCGCAUGUGCAGGCCAUGGCAGAUCGCUUUGCAGACCGCAAGGGGCGUGGCAAGAUCGUGGGGUCACAUAUCAAGUGGCUGGCAGCCCAGGAGUGUCAGCUCUUGUGGCGGGACUACGUUAAAGGUCGCGAAAAGACCCAACUCGCAGCUGGAAAGCACCCUUCGCGUCUGAGACUCCCAGUUGCUUUGGAUGAGCGCUGGGGUAAACAAAGCCUCGGCUACUACAAGGGUUUGACGCGGGCACAGAGUACCAUGCUGUUCCAAUGCAGGACCGAGUUCAUCGGACUCAAGUACCAUCUCUGCAGGAUCAAGCUCGGCGAUGCUCCAUCCUGUCCUUGCGCCAAAUCCCGAGAAACCCCGUUCCACCUCUUGGUCGAAUGUACACGCCUUGACUCCCAGCGAAAGCGUUUAUUCCGGGAGCUUCAACACACCAACUUCUCUAGACUUCUCACUGUCGACGGAGGAGUCGCGGCCCAGUGGGCCAUCACCUACUUUGACAUCGAGAAGUUCGACAAUGUGAGAAAGAAGUCUUCCAAGUUCCCUUUCGACCCCAGUUGCAUCUCGCCCCGUGAGGAGCGGAUAUCCACUUCCAACUCGCUACAGUCGACCAUGUCAGAACAGACAAUGGUCUCCUAUGGCAAUGGUAUCACACUAUUCGAUAGCGCCAAAGGGACAUCUACGUCUCCUCGAAGGGCAGUCCCCAUUUCAUCUUAUUAUACACCGGCAGGCGUCGGGACCAGACAGCCACAGUAA